ACAACGUCACAACGACGCCACUUCCUAUCUCUAGGGGAUCAUUAUGUGAGCGAGUCCCUCCCACAGUUGUCCCACCGGUGCUUCAGAAGGUGCUUCGUCCAUCGGCUGGGGACAGCCGUCCUGUACUCGAGUGCUUCCCAUUUUUUUCUUGUGUUUGAGCAGGCAGCCACCUUGAGGAAGAACGCGUAGCGCAGUGGUAUAAACGAUAUGUCGCCAAUAAUCGUCCUCCUGGCCGGACUUUGCCUUGUGCAUGGAAGGGAACUUCACAAAAGGCAGUCCUUCUCAUUCGAGUUCCCCGACGACAGCGACUGUCGCACACCACACGACGAACCAGGAUCCUGCAUCCUGCUGUCCGAAUGCCCCACAUUGCAGAGUGUCCGGGACUAUACCUUCUUACGGCGGUACAUUUGCGGUUUCUCUCGGAAUAACCCUCUGCUGUGCUGCCCUAAAGUACAACGUCAACCAGACCCGACGACACGAAGACCGACGCGCAGGACCAGACGACCUACGACUAGACCAGCGCCACAACCGCCUCGUCCCCAGCCUCCCAGUGAAAACAUCGAAGAAGGGCCACGAAUUGCUGGCUAUCCAACGUUCCUUCCUGCAAACUGCGGCAAGAGCAAUGUCACGGGGGGCCGUAUCGUAGGAGGACGCGAGUCUGACCCUGGAUCUUGGCCAUGGAUGACAGCCAUUUACAUUAAUACUGGAGGUGUCAAUUCGGCAGCAUGCGGAGGAGCGCUUGUUACACCACGCCACGUUGUCACGGCGGCUCAUUGCGUUGUUGUGGGGCACAGAGCGAGCAACCUUCCCCCUUCGGUGUUCACCGCACGCCUUGGAGACCACAACUUGGUUCGCAGCGACGACAAUGCUCAAGCUUUCGAUGUCCGUGUUGUUGGUGUCGAAAGGCACGCAGACUUCGAGCCCCGGACAUUUAAGAAUGACAUCGCUGUCCUGACACUUGAGAAGCCAGUCACAUUCAACAAGUUUGUAAGACCCGUCUGCUUGCCGUUCGGAGAUGACUUCGGUGGUCGGGACCUUACUGGAUACCACGGCUUCGUAACUGGCUGGGGCACCACAGCUUUCAAUGGCGAAGGUAGCGACGUCCUGAAAGAGGCUCAAAUUCGUAUCUGGGAUGAACCCAAGUGCAAGACUGCAUUCAAGAAAGAGGUCCCGAUCUCGGAUGUUUACCUCUGUGCAGGAGACGGUGAGGGGCGCAAGGAUUCCUGCCAGGGCGACUCAGGAGGCCCUUUCGUCCUUCCGGACAACGGUCGCUUCUACCUCAUAGGCGUGGUGUCUUUCGGCAAACGUUGCGCCUCGGUUGGCUACCCUGGCGUCUAUACCAGGGUGACGAAGUUCAUGCCCUGGAUCCUCGAACGUAUUCAGUAGUGUGAACAUAUGUGUGUGUGAGAGAGAAAGAGACACUUUAAAUUCUUGAGCGUUCGUUGAAGGAUACAACCAACAAGAAAAAACACAAUAUCCCGAUAAACACUGUUUCGUUCUAAGAGUGCUGCGCCUUCUACAAAAGACUGUCCACGAGCAACGGUUUCCACUGGAGACUUUUUCCUUUCCACUCGAACACGUACAAAUUCCACCUCUCGUGAAUACUUAGCUGCAAGUCAUGUGCUGUUCCCACUUCAUGUAGGUAGUGCUACAUUUAUCGAUUGCUUCAGAGCUGUUCUAAACCAUUUCGUUUUUAUGAAACUUGUGAUUGUAAAGUACUGCGUUUGAUGCAGACAUUAUUACAGCACAGUUCAGGUUGCUCCUUUUAUUUUACUUCAUUCAGAUUCAUCAUAAGUUAAUGCAUUCAUUUCUGCAUGGAGGCUACAAUUUUAUAAUAAACGUGUGAUUCCUACCGAUGGCCAGAAAGAUUCCCGGGCGUUACUCAGAGGGUCAACUUAGCAACUGCGAGCCAACAGAGGGUGGAGACUGGUUCAUGUUUCUGUGAUAUGAGUACUUGUAUAGUGUUCUUUACUGUACAUAUAUUUUCGUUGUUACUUUCAUAUUUAAGUAAAGCUUGUACAACUUAUACAUUUA
Molecule: messenger RNA, 2034 nt
Organism: Ornithodoros turicata
Lineage: Eukaryota; Metazoa; Arthropoda; Arachnida; Ixodida; Argasidae
Product: proclotting enzyme-like
Exons: 8
Coding region: 208-1386 (392 amino acids)
Biological process (GO): proteolysis
Molecular function (GO): serine-type endopeptidase activity
Source: RefSeq, a predicted model, not a curated record